Messenger RNA from Brassica napus (rape), 3148 nucleotides. RefSeq names its product pathogenesis-related protein 1. The coding region runs from base 2215 to 2751 and encodes 178 amino acids. The record is from RefSeq and is a predicted model, not a curated record. The transcript has a single exon. Gene Ontology annotation, cellular component: extracellular region. NCBI's taxonomy places the organism in Eukaryota, Viridiplantae, Streptophyta, Magnoliopsida, Brassicales, Brassicaceae.
ACAGUACCAGAAAGUACUUUAGUUAUAAUAAUAUAGUUUUCUUUUUGAAAUUUUAUAAUAGUUUCAUUUAAUAAAUAUUUUAUUUUAGCAUGAUAUAUAUAAUAUAUUUUAUUACUUUUAAAUAUUUAUUAUGUUAUAUAUGAUUAUGUUUUAAAGGAAAUACUAUUGUUUAAUAUCAAGAUUAGUUUUGUAGAAUUCCCUUUUUAUUAAACCAUAUUAUGUAUAAUAUAUAUUUACGUUUUAAGUUUUAUCAUUUUUCAUUUAAUAAUUAUUGUAUUUUAUUAUAAAUGUUAUUCAGAAAGGAUAUAAAGAAAAAAGAAACUAAAACUAAAAAAAAAAUUAAUAAUGGUAAUUAUAUAUAAUAUUUUUAGUUCAUCAGUGAUACUUUUAUUGUAAUAAUAUUGGACACUUAGAAGAAUGACCAGCAUUUGCAAAUUAUUUGGAAGACAUUAAGACCUUGAGAGAGAGUUUUUUUCGAUCAGAGAUCAUUUAUGUACCAAGGACGCAAAAUUCAAAGGCGGAUAGUCUAGCACGCAGUGCCAGGAAACAAUCGUCUUUCGUCGUUCACAUGGAUCAAGAUCUCCCGGUGUGGUUCACAGAAUCAAAAUGAGUCUGUUUUUUAUGAUAAAAAUAUAUAUAUAUAUAUAUAUAUAUUGGACACUUAGAAAAAAUAACUUCUCAAGAUAAUAUUAUAUAGAUAGAGAACAGACUCUAGAUUCCCGCUCCUUGACCAAGGGCAGCUUUACCGGAAUCUCAAAAUCAGUUUCUUAACCAUUUACUCAUUGUGGUGCAUCUUAUUAAUUCAUUAGGUUAUUUUUUCGAAUUUGGUUUGUUAAAGGCUUAUGUUCAUUCGGAUGAUGUGAAGAUCAUUCAAAGUAUCCCGGUGAAUCGGGUCUCACAUCCGGAUACAUAUUGUUGGCUUUUUACAAUUCCUGGGAGAUAUAUAGUAAAAUCAGGGUACGAUAUUGAGAGGUCAUACCCAGAUAAUGAAUCAACGAUAGAGGUGUAUGGACCAAAUAUCAAACCUUUCUCGGAAUAUACUUUGAAGCUUAAAUGUUUACCAAAACUGAAAUAUUGUUUGCAGACCAUUUCGAGGAGUUUACCGGUUACAAAUAAUUUAAAGACAAGAAGAAUUCAAUGUGACACGAGAUGCAAUAUAUGUGGAGCGGAUGAGAAAUCAAUAAACCAUAUAUUUCUUAAAAUUCCAUCUGCCAUUCAAACUUGGUCUUUGUCUAAGACUCCCUCAAAUCCGAUAUUUUUUUCUAACCACAUCAUUUUUUUUACGAAUAUAAAUAAUCUUUUCUGGAGACUUCUGAAAGAUUGUGAUUUUAACUAUUUUCCUUGGAUUAUGUGGUACAUAUGAAAAAAUUGUAAUGCCAAAAUUUACAAAAUACAAAUGGGAACCCUCAAGAAAUUUUGCGUGUUGCAGAAAUAGAGGCCACAAUCUGGGCUGAAGUCCAACUUAUGUAGUUGACAAUAUCAGGAGAUGGUUUUGUGGCGGAACCCGAACAUCGAGAAUAGGAUGGGCAAUGGUGUUAUGUAGAUGAUUCAUGAAAGGAUCAAGAUAAAUUUAUAGGACAAGAAUGGUACUCAUUUACUAGGGAGUCAAUAGUAAGAUUAUGAGGUCAAUGAUUAUUCGACAUAGCCUGUCAACUUUUACAUACUGAAUGUGAAGCUUUGGUUUGGACAAUAGAAUGUAUAAUGAUCAUGCAGUUAUUCGAGGUGAUGUUUGCAACAUACUAUUAUCAAUUGAUGAAUAUGGCAUCUAUAGAAUGGCCAUCUUUCGCAUCGCUCAUGGUGGAAAUACAAUAACGUAAGACGUUCUCUUAAUCCAACAUAUCCUGAAAACAAAAGAAAAUAUACUGGCAGACAAACUUACAAGAAAUGCUCGAAACUCUCCUUCGGAUGUGUACUAUGUUGGCUCUUCUACUCCAGUUCGGGUUUCUUGGUGUCAUCUUUAGGUUGUAGUUUUCUUUAUUGGUCAUUGUUGUAAAAAUAGAAUUAUACUAAAAAAAUGUAAUAAAGCUAUAAGUUUGAAAACUCAACAUUCCACUUACUAUUUUCGCUUAAAUUUAUAAUUCAAUGAAAAAAUAGACCUUCAGUAUCUUUCUCCGUAGCCCACUAGAGCAAUUUCUAUAAAUACACUGGCCAAGUAAAUUUAUCGUUUCCGACAAAACAAGAAGUCCCAAGAUAAUAACACACUCAAAAAUCCAGAUGAAGAAGUUGUCGUUUAUUGCUUAUAGUUUCACCUUCGUCACAUUAUCAUCGAUCUUAACUACUCAAGCCUUUCGUCACAGUCCCGUUCAACCGCCAAAAGCAAACGCAAACGCUGAUGUCAACCCCAAAGAAACGCUCGCAGUUCACAACAAGGCCAGAGCCUUAGUUGGAGUUGGUCCAAUGGUGUGGAACGAAACUCUAGCGACGUAUGCACAGAGCUACGCAUACGAACGAGCGAGAGACUGCGUCAUGAAGCAUUCGUCGGGACCUUACGGUGAGAAUCUUGCAGCUGGUUGGGGAAUGAUGAACGGUCCGGUCGCAACAAAGUAUUGGAUGACGGAGAAGGACAAUUACGAGUAUGCCAAUAACACAUGUGAUGGUGGUGAGGGUGUUUGUGGACACUACACUCAGAUCGUGUGGCGUGACUCAGUCCGACUUGGUUGUGGCUCGGUUAGGUGUAAGAAUGAUGAGUAUAUUUGGGUGAUUUGUAGCUAUGAUCCUCCCGGGAAUUAUAUCGGUCAACGUCCUUAUUAAUGAUUCUGGUUUCAUAACGAAUUAAAAAGAUACUAUGUGGUAACUUUGUUUCUUAAAGAAAAUUAAUAGAAUGACUUUUUUCUUUAGAACGCUUUAAUUUGCAAAAUGCCACAAGUUUUGGAAUGAUAAUUUGUGUAGUCCAGUUUACGACUAUCUGCUGAAAUGCGUCAGUUACUCAUAUCAUUUUUGUAACUACAUUAAUCUUUGAUCAAAUUGUUUUAUUAAAAAAUCAAAACUUUUGAUUCCAAUGGUUAAAAUUUUUAGGUUUCUAAGAAAUAUCUUUUCUACUAUUAAAUUAUUUGAAGUCGAUCCAAACUAUCGAUGAUUAAAUAUGUACUGGACUACAUUCAGAGCUAUAUCGAUUGUGUUCUUAAUUAUUUAAAAACAACUGAACUGA